GUGUGCGUGAUAGUUGUUGUAACUUGUUCUUCGUCGUUAUCCAAUUCUCUUCUCUGUCGAAUUUCUCACCUGAUAAUGGCUUGCUGCGGUGGUAACUGUGGUUGCGGCAGUGGCUGCAAGUGCGGCAGUGGCUGCGGAGGGUGCAAGAUGUACCCAGACUUGAGCUACACAGAGCAAACAACCACCGAGACAUUGGUUAUGGGAGUGGCUCCUGCUAAGGCUCAGUUUGAAGGUGCUGAAAUGGGUGUUGGUGCUGAGAACGAUGGCUGCAAAUGUGGAGCAAACUGCACCUGCAAUCCUUGCACCUGCAAAUGAGGUUGCAAAGUGAAAGCUUCAAGCAGAGACGAUCUUUACCCCCAUUAGCGGCAGGAAUAAUAACUUUUAUAAGUAGUUAAACUAUGUAUGUUUUAUGUGUGUGUUUUCGUGUACUCAGGUGUUUAGUUUAGACACCCUUUCGGAGUAUUAGAAUAAAGUGGUCAUGUCUUACUCUUUAACAAGUUCCAAUGUUUUGGAUUUGUGAUGGGUGUAUCUAGCCAUGGUUGCUUUUGUUAAUGUUUGGUUGCUUUUGUAUAAAGUUCAGCUAAUCUGAAUUAUCAGUCUCUGCUUAUUAAUGUAAUACUAUAAAUAUUGGU
Abrus precatorius (Indian licorice) is the source of this 632-nucleotide messenger RNA. RefSeq names its product metallothionein-like protein 2. The record is from RefSeq and is a predicted model, not a curated record. The transcript has 2 exons. Gene Ontology annotation, molecular function: metal ion binding. Bases 76 to 315 code for a protein of 79 amino acids. NCBI's taxonomy places the organism in Eukaryota, Viridiplantae, Streptophyta, Magnoliopsida, Fabales, Fabaceae.